Molecule: messenger RNA, 1205 nt
Organism: Magnolia sinica
Lineage: Eukaryota; Viridiplantae; Streptophyta; Magnoliopsida; Magnoliales; Magnoliaceae
Product: RNA-binding protein 1-like
Exons: 6
Coding region: 128-904 (258 amino acids)
Molecular function (GO): mRNA binding
Source: RefSeq, a predicted model, not a curated record
AACCUAAAAAAGAAACGAAGACAGAAUUACAUUCUCUCCCUUUCCUUUCUCCUGUUAAAGCAAGAAAACCUCUCUCUCUUUCUCCCUCUCUCCCUCUCCCUCUCCACUAGCAGCAGCAGCGGCGGCCAUGGAUAGCUACUGGAAUAGACAACAGCCUCCCAAUAUUUUGUCAGCGGCACUCCCCAAACGACCUCGCUCCGACUACGAUCUCCCCCUUGGAGCACCUGCUGGCCAUGAACUCCUCAACUAUCUGCCACGAGAUGAGGAUCAUUCUAGGCUCCACAUUUUAAAAGACACAAACUCCGUUGGAGCAUCAUAUGAACGCUACCUCCAAAAUCAAUUCUCUUCUUUUGGAACUGGAGGAGCUAGUAGCAACUUUGGUGGAACUGGAUUAGGUGGGGGUGUUGGAGGAGGAAUGCUGGGUCUUUCCAUUGGUGAACCUUUUAGGAUGGGUGGUCCUGGAGCUGUUGGCCCAGAUAUGGUGUCAGAUGGUAGAAACAUGGGAUUUGGUGGUCAGGUCCCUAUGGAUCCAAUGGUUAGGCCUGGUCGUGAAAUGCCUCUUCCACCAGAUGCUUCAAGCACCUUAUUUGUUGAAGGCCUUCCCCCUGAUAGCACACAGAGGGAAGUAGCUCAUAUAUUUCGUCCAUUUUUGGGGUUCAAAGAAGUGCGUUUGGUGAGCAAAGAACCUAAAUAUCAAGGUGGAGAUCGUCUGGUCCUUUGUUUUGUGGACUUCACAACUGCAGGCUGUGCAGCAACUGCAUUGGGUGCCUUGCAAGGUUAUAAAGUGGACGAACAUGAUCCGGACUCGUCCAUUUUGCGGCUGCAGUAUGCUCGUUACCCGAGUCCAAGGUCAGGCCCUCCAAGGUCCGGUCCACCAAGGUCAGGUCCUCGUAGCAAGCGAUAGAUGGGUGCCCUGUUCUCUCCUUGGAUACAGAUGUUGCCAGUCUUUGGGAAUAUUUUUUGUGUUGUAGCACAUUGACACUGCAAGUUUUAGUUGCUCAGGUAGCAUCACAGAAUACUUCUGAGCUGGAAAGGCGAGUGGAAGUGUUUCUCUUCCAAUCAUGUGAUCUAAUGAGUAGUUUGAUCUGAACUAAAAAACUUGUACAUCAGUUUUGAAUCCUACACCACAUCGCAUCUCAAAUGUAGAAGCUUGUCUACUACAAGCUGAAAACAAUUUCUCACUUAUUUGAUGUUAUAUUACAGUA